Molecule: messenger RNA, 363 nt
Organism: Loa loa (African eye worm)
Lineage: Eukaryota; Metazoa; Nematoda; Chromadorea; Rhabditida; Onchocercidae
Exons: 2
Coding region: 1-363 (120 amino acids)
Source: RefSeq, a predicted model, not a curated record
AUGUCAUGUGAAUGGCCCAACUGGUUAAAGAGCGAGAUGUGUACAUCAAAGAUACCAGGAAACUGCUCUAUGACGAAAAUAUCACUUUCUAUUUCUAGGCAACAUGAAGUUCAGGACAGGCACACACGCACACGCACGCAUAUACCAACACCCACACAUACAGACACACAGACAGACGCACAGACUCACACAUAUAUAUAUAUAUAUAUAAUACAAAAGAGCAUGGGGGAAAGGGAAAAAGAGCAGGCAGGUAAUACUAAGAAGCUUCUAGCCUUCCGGGCUGUAAAUAACAACAAGCAAUACGGGGGGGAGAGGGCGGGAGGGGGACGGGAACUGAAUUACCCGAGACACACCUUCAUAUGA